AUGUCUAAAGAUACAUCUUUUGAAGGCAUCUUCAAAGCAAAACUACGAGAUAAUAAUGCGCCUUUCUCUGAAGAUGACUAUAAAAGAUUUUGUAAUCAAUUAAAAGCUUCUUUCGCUGUUGGAGUACUAAAUUUAUCCGGCCAGCGUAUAGGUAUCAACGUUUUAACGAAACUUUCAAAAUUACUUCGAGCUAAUCAGCAAAUAACUGCAUUUAAUUUUUACGGAAACUUAAUUCGAGAUCAUGGAAUUCACAGCUUAUUACAGCUUUUAAUGGUAAAUACUCGCGUUAAAGUUUUAGAUAUUGGAUGUAAUGAUUUCACAAAUCAAGCUGUCCCUACAAUCGUUGAUAUAAUUAAUAAUACUAAAAUUACAAGUUUGCAAAUAGGAACUGUCGGUGUUGCAUGGCAUAACAACAAAUUUACUAUCCCUGCAUUAUCAGAUAUAGUUCGUGCAGUCCAAGGCUCAAAUCGCAUUGAAUGCCUUGGUUUAUCUGGUCUCUGCAUGAGUUUUCGUGUAGGUGCACGCAAAAUCUCUAUGGAUGCUGACCUAGCACAUUUCAUUGAAGAAAGCUCCACUCUAAAAUCUCUUUCAAUUGCAGAAAAUGGAUUUGCUCCAAAAGAACAAGAAGUAGUCCUUAAUGGACUUUUACAGAACGAGAAUCUUAAAUUCUUGGAUAUGCAUAUAUCUCCACUUCCAGAUCCAUUUGGUGGGAACUUUUUAUCCCAAAUAAACAGAAUGAGCAGAUUAUCUUAUUUAGAUUUACACAAGUGCCAAUUAUCAGAAAAUGCGGGUGCAUCAUUAGCUGAAUCACUUAAAUACAAUACUAGUCUUAUUGUUCUCGAUAUUUCUGAAAAUGAAAUUGGAGAUUUGGGAUUUAUGGCCAUUUCUCAAGCCUUAUUAGAAAAUUAUACAUUAUCAGAGUUGAAUGUUGGAAAUAACAAUAUAACAGAGCAAAGUGCAGAUCACAUUUCAGAAUUAAUUUUGAAAAACAACAUUUUAUCCAAUUUAGAUUUAUCAAAGAAUGGAAUUGGAGAUGUUGGAGCUCAUGCCAUUGCAGCGUCUAUUACUAAUAAUGAAUCUCUGACCAAAUUAAAUAUUUCAUCUUGCAGAAUCUCAGAUAACUACGCAGUUGAAAUUGCAAUUGCUCUCAAAGAUAAUAAAGCGCUUAGAGUUCUCAAACUCUCUGAUAACUUCCUCACAAGAGAGUGUGGAUAUUCAAUUUUAGAAGAAAUUCGUGCAAAUGAAGUAAUUUUUACCAUUGACGUUUCAGCAACACAGAUUGACCAUUUCGUUCAACAAGCAAUCAAUACACUUUGCCAAAGGAAUAAGCAGAUCCAGAGGGAAGUUAACUUGCAGCCAUUAAAGAAAGAACUCGUUCAAUUAUCAAUACAAAGAACGAAAAUGCCAGAAGCAGAAUCAAAGCUUAAAUCAUUAAAAGAUACAAGAAGGCAAUUAGAAACAGAUGUCAUUGAUACUCAGGCAGAGAUUGCAAACACAUAUCAAGCAUCUGAGCAGAAAUUAACGGAGUUAAACAAGCUAAUUUCCAUUGAAAAAGAAAUGACUCAAGAAGAAUACAAAGCUGCAAAGAAAAAUGAAGAAGAAAGAGAAGUAAUGAAAUCUCAGCUUGAAACGCAGAUACAAGAUAUCAAGAAUAGUACAGCAAGAGAAGAAGUUUUAACUGAGAAAUUGUUACAAGAUACAGAAGCUCUCAAAGAAGAGAUACAAAAAGAAACACAACAGCAACAAGAAGAAGAAAUGGAAUUGCAGAGAAAAAUUGAUCAAGUAAUGAAAAUCUUGGAAGAAACAAAAGAAAAAGUCCAAGACGAAGAAUCAAUUAGGAAUUUCGUUCCACCACAGAUUGAUUUCAGCCAAUUCACAAGUGACCCAAUCUUCUUGGUUGAUAAGAUCGAAGAGCUUAAAGAAGCAGAAAAUAAAUCUGCAACAUCUUCAAGAAAAAGAAAGAAAUCGCCAAAAAAGAGUUCAAGAAAGAAAUCUCCCAAGAAAUCAAAGUCGAAAUCUAAAGCUGCUGAAAAGCUUUCUAAGUGA
Molecule: messenger RNA, 2046 nt
Organism: Trichomonas vaginalis G3
Lineage: Eukaryota; Parabasalia; Trichomonadida; Trichomonadidae
Exons: 1
Coding region: 1-2046 (681 amino acids)
Molecular function (GO): protein binding
Source: RefSeq, a predicted model, not a curated record